UUCGCAUUUAGUUUAACAUUGCUAUCAUCGUGUUUUGUACGUAUUAUGUUUUUCAAUACGUAAAAUAAAUGCAAAAAGAUAUGUAUAGCUUAUUGAAGUACUGCUGUUAAAAUAAACAUGGAAGAUAACUUUACUUUUGAAGGUAAAGUGAUCCUAGUGACCGGGGGUGCAACAGGCAUUGGUGCAGGAUUGGUCCGAAGUAUACUAUCACAAAAUGCUAGGCAUGUCACAUUUCUUGAUUUGGCGGAACAUAAGAGCGAAGUCUUGGAGAGGGAGCUUAAGAAUAAAUUCGGUACACUGCGAGUGAUGUUCAUUAAAUGUGAUGUAUCCGAUGAAAAACAAUUGAACGAAGCUUACAAUAAAGUUAUAAAUAAGUUUCACAGGCUUGAUAUAGUCAUUAACAAUGCAGCAAUCCUUAGCGAGGAGGAGAAUUUGUACAAGAGAAUGGUUGACGUUAAUUUUUCCGCUGUUAUUUCCAGUACACUAAGAGCGUUAGCUACUAUGGCAGUGGAUAAAGGAGGAUCAGGCGGUGUCAUCCUGAACGUAUCAUCUAUGAUGGCUCUUACACCCAGUAACAGUCUAGCAGUGUAUUCUGCGACAAAGGCAGCUGUUCUACAGUUUACAAAUAGUAUUGCUAUCAAUAAAUCAUACUCCAAAUCGGAAGUUCGUGUAUUGUCAGUUUGUCUUGGACCAACCGACACUGCGAUCCUUCACAAACAUAACUCGGAACUUUUUGACAAAGGCUGUACGCAAUGUUUUACUUCGCGUGUUCCAGAAAGACAGAGAGUUGAGUCAGCUGUAAAAGGUAUAAUUGAUGUAAUAAAGAAAGCAGAAAAUGGCUCAACGUGGAUAAUAGCUAGUAAUAAGCCUCCUGUAGACAUUACCGUAAGUGUCAGGGAGGGACUCCAAAAUCGCUGUAAUGACGUCGGCGGAUCGUUAUCAUUAGCAAGAAUGACUUACGACUUAAAGGAUAAAGUUAUUUUGAUCACCGGAGCUGCCACUGGUAUUGGUUCCAGGGUGGUUCGGAUAGCUGUUGCAGAGGAGGCAAAGCAUGUUGCUAUCUUAGACAUAGCAGUGGAAGCAGGUAUCGCAUUCCAAAAUGAACUAAACUCUGAAUACGGGAACAAUAAAGUUCAAUUCAUUAAAGGCGACGUAUCAAACGCUGAAGAAUUAAAUGCAGCGUUUGCCAAAGUCAAAGAUGAAUUCGGCUACAUUGAUGUCGUGAUUAACAAUGCUGGCAUUCUCAACGACAAUUUACAGGUUUACGUUAAACAAAUAGACAUCAAUGUGACAGCGUUGGUUACUAGCUCUUUAAAAGCAUUAGAACUGAUGCGCAAAGACGAAAGGGGUAAAGGUGGUGUUGUGAUCAAUGUGUCAUCGGUAGCAGCUAUUUGUGGCGUACCAGAUACACCAAUUUACAGCGCAACAAAAGCUGCCGUACUGAAGUUUACUACGGCAAUGGGUAGUGACUUGUAUUAUACAAGAACUGGAGUUCGAUUCUUGACGGUUUGCUUCGGAGCGACCAACACGCCUCUACUCUCCGCAGAAAAAAUGGGAAGUUUUGAUCCCAAAGUUGAAGCUGGUAUUGUGGCAACAUUAAAAAAAUUGAAAUGGCAAAGCCCUGAGUCUGCAGCUCGCGGAGUUGUCGACACCUACAAGAAAGGAUCAAGCGGCAGCGUGUGGUUGAUUAGUGGAGACAAACCAGCGGUUGAAGUGACUGAUUUAUAUAACAAAGGCAUCGCAUUGUUUGAUCACCUAAUAUAUAAUUGAAUUUUAUACUUAUCUUUCACGUAACUUGAUGUUUUUGUAAUAUCGAUCAAAUAAACUCUUGAUAACUUUU
Molecule: messenger RNA, 1840 nt
Organism: Papilio xuthus (Asian swallowtail)
Lineage: Eukaryota; Metazoa; Arthropoda; Insecta; Lepidoptera; Papilionidae
Product: peroxisomal hydratase-dehydrogenase-epimerase-like
Exons: 10
Coding region: 118-1770 (550 amino acids)
Cellular component (GO): cytoplasm
Molecular function (GO): oxidoreductase activity, acting on the CH-OH group of donors, NAD or NADP as acceptor
Source: RefSeq, a predicted model, not a curated record